AUGAUGAAUGGAUGGAUGGAUGGAUGGAUGGACGGGUGGGGCACGUGCAGCUAUCACAAGUUCCUGCAACACCUCCGCCAGGUCCACGUUGGCAAGAAGGAGGAGGACAAGAAGGAGGAGGAAGACGAGGAGGAGGACGGGGGCGAGCCCGCCGCGAAGAAGGCCAUGACGGGAGGGAGGAGAAGGGGGAAGCCGAGGGCGGGGACAAAUUGUUGCCUACAUUUUAUAUUUGUUGGCUUAUUGACUGAUGUAGGCGAUGUACCGCUUUGGAGCCGAGGAGGGCCACACGCUUGUAUGUAUCACACACAGACAGAAAGCUUCUCCACGUGUAUGUGCGUGUGGGUGAGUGUGCAGCUCAAGAUGUGGCGGGCGCAUCAAGGACAACCUCUUGGCGGCAAGCUGCAAUUUGGUGUUGUGCGAGACACGGCGGUACACACACAUAAGUGCCCGUCGGCUGACGAUUGUAAGAAUGUGUAUUGGUGGCAUAUGUGUGUGCAGGAAGACGGAGCGUCAAGCUUUGGAGGCGAUAGGCAACGAGACCAAAUGCAUGACCUUGAUUCGCCGCCCCGAGUACGGCUCAACUAUACGGAUGGUGAGCGCCCACAUGGUCGCACUCGACGUGCUGAGAGUGUUUCUUUGUCCCUAUACUGCCUGCAGAGAGUGGACGCCCCGUUGCCCUGGACGGUCAGUCGCUGGAGAAUGCCAUCGCCAGCGCCCAGUCUUCCCUCAAGGAUGACUCCCUGAUGUCGUUCUUCGUUCCCAAGCGACCAGGCGGAGGGCAGUACAUGAUGCGGUAUGUCAUCAAGAGACCCUGACCCCACACACACACCCCUGUCGCAGCACUGUUUCCGUCCAUUUCAAUGUGUCAGUUGUCGAUUCCCAGCGGACGGCGAGGCCUCAGAGAACGUUGACCAGGAUGACGACAUCGACGCACCGGUCCCAGCCACACACAGACUAACAGCGGCUUCCUCCCAUCUUCCCUCUGUCCCUGGUGCAGGCACCCGAGCCAGUCCGAGUACGUUUCGACACACUCAUGUACCACAAGUACAACCUCUCACGUAAGGAUCUCGACUCAGCUGACACUAAGAUGAAAGCCAAGGCCAAGAAGAUCGGUACGCCAGACCACAACCCACACGCACACAUUCAUUGCUAAAUCUGACACACUGGUGCAUCAGGAUUCGCGCUCACUGAGUUGACGUGCCAGUGGUCCAAGGGCAUCCCCGACGCUUUCCAAAACGAAGCACAAUUCACAUGGAGUGAGCUGCCCCCCUCCCCCCGUCCAACCCCCCCACAACAACAACAAUCAUUGUCACUGCUUUCCUCCUGUCCCUUUUCUCUGCAGCCAAAGUUGAGAAGGACAAAUCCAAGGAGACUGGCGACAAGGCCAUCCUCGCUCCAUUCGACAACGUCGCUGGUCAAGCUGCCGGAAAGGAGAGAAAGAAGGGCGAGGGCUCCAACGAAUCGGGGGAGGCAAGUACGUCGGCAGGUAAGAAGGCGCACCGGCAGAAAGCAGAAAACACCAGCACCGAACACUCUCUUCCUAUCGCCUACGCAGGUGCGCUGUACCUUCGGACACCGAUCGAAACCCCGAUGGCCUAG
This is a messenger RNA of Vitrella brassicaformis, 1599 nucleotides long. The record is from the annotation of a GenBank genome assembly. NCBI's taxonomy places the organism in Eukaryota, Vitrellaceae.